Messenger RNA from Lotus japonicus, 6694 nucleotides. Its product is annotated as chromatin modification-related protein EAF1 B-like. The transcript is spliced from 23 exons. Gene Ontology annotation, cellular component: NuA4 histone acetyltransferase complex. The record is from RefSeq and is a predicted model, not a curated record. NCBI's taxonomy places the organism in Eukaryota, Viridiplantae, Streptophyta, Magnoliopsida, Fabales, Fabaceae. The coding region runs from base 396 to 6236 and encodes 1946 amino acids.
GGUAAAUUCUCAAAGCGCCCUUAUACGUCAUCGUCUUCAUGUCCAGCCCACGACUCGCAUAGUUCCCUCUCCACACCCACAGGCACGAAGAACACAACCAACGUGUAGAUACACAGAAAGGAGCAAAAUCAAAAUCACCAUUCCGAUAACCCCUAAUUGGUGACCUUGAAUCCCUUAACACCACUCACAAUUGCUUCCAUGGCGUACAUUUGCUGCUACAUGUUGUGUUCCUGUGCCAAUUCGUGACAAAGUUACCAUUCCCCGAAACCCUAGGAGAGAGAAAGUUCGUGUUGAUACGGUCCUCUUGGGGUGUCAGAUUGUGCCCUAGCUUCCAAUUCUGUGAUCCUUUCGUGAAUUGAGCAGCUUCUUUAAAAGAUGGCAAGCGAUUCUCUUAGAUGUUAGGCCGUGGAGUGCAUGGAUAUAACCCGGGAUCUGCUCCCCUAGCAAAUGCUGAGGUUGAUUCCAUGGGAGGAGUUGUUGAUGGUGGAGUUGGUAUUGGUUCGAAGAUCUCUCCACACCGAGGAGCAGUUGAGAAGGCUCAAGCAAAUCUCAGAGAGGAGUAUGAUGGUCGUGAAGAAAGUAGCCGAGAGCUAGAAUUUCUUGAAAAAGGUGGGAAUCCUCUGGAGUUGAAGGCUGGGAAUGCUGCUUCAGUUAGUGUUCAGUCCACUUCACUCACUGAUCAGCAUCAUGAGCAGUUUGUGACCAGUGAAGCAAAAGGUAGUUUUGCAUUGACUGCCUCCCCGCACGGUGACUCUGUGGACAGUAGUGCUAGACCAGGGCCUCCUUUUGCUAGUGAACCUAUAACUGCUGAUAAUCUCCUACUUUUUGAUGCUGAGAAUGAGUUGCCUGAAAGUGAAAAGAGGUGCUUGCGUUCAAAUAGAAGGAAUUAUAUUGCUCCAUCAGAACAGUCUUCCCGAAUUGAUGGGAGUCAAAAUGCUAAGGAGACUGAAGAUUCUGCUAUUUUCCGGCCAUAUGAACGAAGGAACAGAUCCCGAACAAAUCAUGGUCCUCGGGGGGCUUCAAGGGAAGGGAAGGGGUUAAUGUCUGAUACAUUUAUCCAAAAGGACCACAAAGUUCCUUCUUUUACUAAGCCAAAUUCUACUAGUUUUAAUGGUGAUACUGUUACUAAGAAUCUGACAGCUAAUAAUUCACUGAAUAAUGAAUUAGUUGGGGUCCAAGAUCAUCAAUCUACUAGUGGCAGUGUUAGUGUUCCUAAAGAUAAAUUGGAUAUUACCCUGAAUGGAAAUUUAAGAGAAAAUCAUGGCACUCUACCUCCCCAAGCUGAUAAUGUACAAAAUCCAGUUCUCAUGGCUUCUGGAGAAGCUAAUGUGGUUGAAGUAAGGGAGCCAGUGGCUGCUGUCGAUUAUGAGCCUGCACCACAUGUAGCUACUACAAAACCUGAAAAUGGAAGUUAUUAUGGUCAGCCAAAUGGAUUUGGUAAUGUAGAAGUAGACAGGAAAAGUGUACCAAAUGGAAGCCAAAAUAGCAUUGCUGUAUUGGGCAAGAAUAUUGAUCUGGAGUUCUGUACUCAAACCAGUUUAGAUAGAGAUGUAAAUAAGGAUAGUGAUAUAUGUACUAAUAGAAAGAAUGUUGAUGACACUGGAAAUACCCUGGAACAAACUCUUGCAUUUGACAAUAAACUGAACUUUGCUGGUCGUGAAGUUAUGAAAGCUAGGAAUAAAAUCAAAAGUGAAAAUGGCGCUUCAGUUAGCAAUGAACACGAUGCUGGUUAUUCAAAUCAUUCUGGUAAUGGUAAUAUUGUCAAAGCUGCGGAAGAUGUCUAUACUAACUCUGUGAAGGAAACCAACUGUGAAAGACACCAGAUUCCUGUGGAUGUGUCAAUAUCAGAACCUCCUCAGAUUGCACCACCAACUGAAAAGGUUUCAACUGCCACCUCUGACUAUCAAUCAUGUUCUACAUACCAUAUGAAGUUAGCCGAGAAGGCUCGUGAAGAUUCUAUUUUGGAAGAGGCUAAAAUCAUAGAGGCCAAGCGGAAGAAAAUUGCAGAGUUAUCUAUUCGCUCAUUACCCGCAAGGAACUACAUAAAGUCACAUUGGGGUUUUGUUCUUGAAGAAAUGACGUGGCUGGCGAAUGAUUUUGCGCAGGAGCGUCUUUGGAAGAUAACUGCUGCAGCACAAUUGGGUCAUCGAGUGGCUUUUACUUGUCGGCAAAGAGUUGAAAAACUAAACAAACAUCUGGGGGUAAAAACAUUGUCUCACAGAAUUUCAAAGGCUGUCAUGCAGUUUUGGCAUUCAGCUGAGCUACUUCUAGACAAUGAUGAUCCAGCUAUUAACUCUAUUGUUGGUUGCGUUGAAUCUGCGAAAGUUGAUGCAAAUGAAGCUUCUAGGGACCAGAAAGGAAAUUCCUACGUGGAUACAAGCAACUUUUUGGAAGGACUAAAUCCCAUAAAAAACUCAGCACUUAAAGUGCACGCAUAUGCUAUAAGAUUAUUAAAGGCUAGUAGGUCUCAGGGAAUUUCCUCGCAAGCAGAAGCACCAACAACACCUGAAAUGAUAUUUGACUCAGGCAUUGUGGACAUAUCAUGGAAGGAGCAUCUUACUGAAGAAAGCCUUUUCUAUGAAGUCCCCCCUACUGCGAUGGAAAAAUACAGAAUAUCUGUUGAAUCUCAUUUCUUUCAGUUUGAGAAAAAUGGGAGUGCCAUUCAAGGUGAAACAUCUGUAUAUGAUACUGCGGCAGAGUUUGGGUCUGAAGAGAUUGCAUAUGAUGAGGAAGAAGGAGAAUCCAACACUUAUUACUUGCCUAGUGUCUACAAGGGUAGCAUAUCAUCAAAAUCUGUGCACAAGAAACACAAAAACUGGAAGUCUUACACUCCUGGGUCUGGUGAUGCUGGGACUGAUUUUCCUUAUGUACACUAUUCAACUGGAACUAAACCGUCCAUGCUAUUUGGAAAAAGACCUGCUAGUUCAAAUGUUGGGUCAGUACCAACUAAGCGGAUGCGUACAGCUACUAGGCAUAGAGUUGUAAGUCCUUUUACAGUCACCACUGGGACAAUACAGGCUCAAGAUAGGGCAGAUGCUUCAAGUGGAGAUAACAAUUCCUUCCAUGAUGACCACAUUGACCAGAGUACUUUACAUGUUGGACCCCUGAUCCAGAAAAGUAUGGAGGUGGAGUCAGUUACGGACUUUGAAAAACAAUUAGCUUAUGACUGUGCUGAAACAUCUAUUAAAACAAAGAAAAAGAAGAAGGCAAUGACUCUGGGUUCUGCCUAUGAACAGGGAUGGAAGUUGGAUUCUAGUGUUCAAAAUGAACAGAGGGAUCAUUCGAGUAAGAGACUGAAUAGUCAUCACUUUGAAUCUAAUGGGAAUUGUGGUUUGUAUGGGCAACAUAAUGUGAAGAAGCCAAAGAUAACGAAGCAAUCACUUGAUCAUGCUUUAGACAAUAAUUCUCCGAUGACUAAUUCUGUUCCUUCCCCAGCUGCUUCACAAAUGAGUAACAUGUCCAAUCCUAAUAAAUUUAUUAAAAUUAUCAGUGGGCGAGAAAGGGGCCGGAAAGCAAAAGCACUGAAGAUUUCUGCUGGACAGCAUGGUUCUGGAAGUCCUUGGUCACUAUUUGAAGAUCAGGCUCUUGUUGUCCUGGUGCAUGAUAUGGGUCCAAACUGGGAGCUUGUAAGUGAUGCUAUCAACAGUACUCUCCAAAUCAAGUGUAUCUUUCGGAAACCAAAUGAGUGCAAGGAGCGUCAUAAGAUUUUAAUGGAUGGAAGUGCUGGGGAUGGUGCAGAUAGCGCUGAAGAUUCUGGGUCUUCACAGUCUUAUCCAUCUACAUUGCCUGGAAUUCCUAAGGGUAGUGCCAGGCAGUUGUUUCAACGUUUGCAAGGACCAAUGGAGGAAGAUACUCUGAAGUCUCAUUUUGAGAAAAUUAUAAAGAUUGGGCAGAAACAACAUUACCUUAGGAAUCAGAUUGAUAACCAGGAUUUAAAACAUUUAGUACCUAUCCAUAAUUCACAUGUCAUUGCUCUUUCCCAAGUCUGCCCCAACAACCUGAGUGGAGGUAUUUUAACGCCGCUUGAUUUUUGUGAAACAAACACAUCGAACCCAGAUGUCCCAGCCCUUGGGUAUCAUGGUCUUCAUACUGGCAGUUUGGCAUCAUCAAAUCAAGGUUCUGUACCAUCAGUGCUUCCUACAUCUGGGGUGAAUACCUCACUGCCAGGGUCUUCUGGUAUGGUUCUUAAUAAUAACUUCUCACCAUCUUCUGGUCCAACUGCAGCCUCUGUCAGAUAUGGGGUUCCAAGAAGUUCACCUUUAUCGGUGGAUGAACAGCAAAAAUUACAACAAUACAAUCAAAUGUUAUCUGGGAGAAACAUUCAGCAAUCUAGCAUGUCAGUCCCGGGAACUCUUCCUGGAAAUGAUCAUGGUGUUUGCAUGAUGCCUGGUGGAGGUGCUAUGGGCUUAAUGGGCGGAAUUAACAGAAGCAUGGCAAUGCCCAGGCCAGGGUUUCAAGGAAUGUCAUCACCAUCUAUGCUUAAUUCUGGAAGUAUGGUUUCCUCUAGUAUAAACAUGCGCUCUGGAGUUGGUUCUGGACAAGGCAACUCAAUGUCGAGACCUCAUGACCCUCUUAUGAGGCCUGGCCAUAACCCUGAACAUCAAAGGCAAAUGGUAGCUCCACAGCAUCAGACGCAAGUCACCCAGGGGAACAAUAAAAGCAAUCCUGCUCUCUGCGGGAUUAGUUCUGCCUUCAAUAAUCAGACAACUCCACCACCUGUUCAGCCUUACCCAGGACAUGCCCAGCAGCAGCCCCACCGCAGCAAUCCUCGUCCUCCUUUUCAAGGUCCAAAUCAUGCGACAAAUUCACAGCAGCAAGCAUAUGCAGUCCGGUUGGCAAAGGAAAGGCAACUGCUGCAACAGCAGAAAUAUUUGCAGCAGCAGCAGCAGCAGAUUGCUGCAUCAAAUGCAUUGAUGCCUCAUGUCCAGGCUCAAUCUCAACUUCCCAUAUCAUCAUCACCUUUGCAAAAUAGUUCCCAGGUUCAACCUCCAAAUUCAUCUCAGCAUGAACCUCUUUCACCUGCAACUGCAUCAUCAGCCUUGGGUCCCAUGUCAUCUCAGCAUCAACAGCACAAGCUUCACCAGCUACAACAUGGGUUAAGCAGGAAUCCCGUUGCUAAUGGGUUGACUAAUCAAGCCGGAAAGCAACGGCAACGACAGCCAUCACAGCAGCAGCAGCAAUAUCAACAGUCUGGUAGGCAACAUCCUAAUCAGCGGCAUAAUGUACCACCUCAACAGCAGGCUAAACUUCUAAAGGGUAUAGGAAGAGGAAACAUGUUGGUUCGUCAGAACCUCUCUGCCGAUCCUUCUCAUCUAAAUGGGCUCUCGUUGCCUGCAGGAGGCCAAACUGGUGAAAAGGGGGACCAAAUCAUGCACAUGAUACAAGGUCAAAGUUUUUAUCCUGGAUCUGUUUUGAACCCAAGUCAACCAUCACAGCCAUCGGGUCAUGCCCAUUCUGUAAACCAUUUGCAGUUGCAGCAGAAACUAUGUUCUGGGUCCCCAACCACUUCACCAAAGCUACUUCAGAUUUCUUCUGAUGCUAGUGCUCAAGUACAGGUUUCACCAGUUUCAUCAGGUCAAAUGUUAUCACCUACCCAGCCAGCUGUGAUUGUUUCAAACCACCACCAGUUGCAGCUACAGUCUAACAAAAUUAAUCAAACUCAAUCAAAUAUUCAGAGAAUGUUGCCACAAAACUGCCAGGUGCAUUCUGAGUCAUCAAGUAAGUCUCAAUCUGAUCCAACUCAAGUUGAUCAAACGCCUGAAAACAGUGCUUCUAAGAUUAGUACAAGUUCUACAAUGAGUCAGGGUUAUAUGGAUUCAUCGAGUCUGGUACCAGCUGUUACUACUGUUUCUUCUCAGUGGAAAACAUCAGAAACACCAUAUGAUUCCAAUAUUGACAAUCAAGCCCCUAAAGUGAGCUCCUUGGGUAGUGCACCUGUUGGCAAUUCUACUGGAAGUGAACAGCCCACAGUUAGUCAAGGGAUUGACCCAAGAUUAGUUUGCUCGACAUCUAAUGCACAUAAUAAUGGGGCACAGCGGCAGCAGCAGCAGCAGCAGCCACAGCCUCUUCAACAGUCAUCGCCCCAAGAGCAGCAUAAGCAGCAGCAGCAACAGGAGCAUGAACUACAUUCUCCCACAUCUCUUGCUUCACAACAUCAACCUCAGCAACACAUGAAGCAUCCACAAUCAGGGCAGAGCAGUUUGUUUAUUCACUCACCUAAUUCUAAAGAGGAAUGAUGCAUUCUAUUGGAUUGAGCAGCAGCCAAGUGUACUUGGUUUUGUCAAGAUUGGAGUCUUUAUGCCCUUACCGCCGCAGUGUACAGAUGAAGCAGGUCAUUCAUGGGGGUUUGUGGAAUAUUGGCACAGAUGUUCGUUGUUUCUGCACAGGUCCUGUUAAAAUAUUAACCAAAGUAAUAUUGACACAGCAUCAUUGCUUUUUGGUUCGUGUUUUGCAAAUCUUGUAUAUUAUGACUGUUCUUAGAAGGUUGCCGCCAUUUUGUUUUUGGAAAGAGGCGAAUAUUAGAGGCAUUUGUACAGGGUAGUCUCUUCUUUCCCUUUGCCCCAUCAUUAACGUCUCAUGUGCAGAGGAUUACUUUUUGUUCUACUAGAUUAGUGAAUGUAUUAUUACCUUCUAGAUAAUCGAGAUAGAAAUCAUUUAUAUAGGCAAAUGCCAAUUCAAUGUUUUGUGAAUACAA